This is a messenger RNA of Fragaria vesca subsp. vesca, 2154 nucleotides long. RefSeq names its product probable aquaporin NIP5-1-like. The coding region runs from base 698 to 1603 and encodes 301 amino acids. Gene Ontology annotation, cellular component: membrane. The record is from RefSeq and is a predicted model, not a curated record. Gene Ontology annotation, molecular function: channel activity. The transcript has 3 exons. Gene Ontology annotation, biological process: transmembrane transport. Lineage: Eukaryota; Viridiplantae; Streptophyta; Magnoliopsida; Rosales; Rosaceae.
AAUCAAACACACUUGCAGUUCAUAACUCCCUACCUAGCUCCUUUCACAGUUCAUCUUGUUUCUCUCUUCCCUCCAAUUAAACGUCAUCCUCCUCCAUCUGCAGCUCACCUCCAUUAUUGUAAUCUCUCUCUUCUUUUGUUCCAUUUCAGUUUCAAUUUCAUCAUCAGCCCCUGCAUUUCUGUACCUUCAGUUUCGAAACCUGGAUCUCUUCGUUUCCGUCAUACUUCCUUGAUCAAAACCACAAAAAAAGCAUUCCCAGCAUGUAAUCUUAGCCCUUUCCAAACAAUCAAUCCCAGAUAACCCAAUUCCAGAAAAACCCAAAAAAAAUUGUCCUUUUUCUAUGAAUCAAUAGUCAUAUCUUAUCUUCAUUCAUAGUGUUCUAACCUGGCUCUCUUCCCCUCUUCUAUUCCGUAGAAACACAUUUAUAAAAACAUUCACAGCAUGUAACUUUAGCCUUCUAAAAUCCAAGUUCUUCAUCAAAAAAAAAAAAAAAAAAUUUGAUUUGUAGAUUUUCAUCCAUAGGAAUUCUCAGUUAUCCGUACUUGGUGUUAGUUACUCUGGCCAGGAUCACAGAGCUCGUGUAACUACAUCUUUAUAAAAACCUUCAAAUUAUGUAAUCCAAGUUCUCAUUCCUAUAGUCCAGUUCCUCAAAAACCAAAAAAAAAAAUUGUAUUUUGUUUUUUUAACUUAGCUAGAAAUGCCGGAAUACGAACCUGGAACGCCACCGGUGUCGGCUCCUCCAACGCCGGGAACUCCAGCUCCGCUGUUUUCAGGACUGGUCGGAAGAGUGGACUCGCUGUCGUAUGAUCGGAAGUCAAUGCCGCGAUGCAAUUCCUGCUUGCCUGUGAAUGCUCCCACGUGGGGUCAACCUCACACGUGCUUCACCGACUUCCCGUCUCCCGAUGUCUCUCUCACCCGCAAGAUUGGAGCUGAGUUCGUGGGAACAUUCAUCCUGAUGUUUGCUGCUACCGCCGGACCAAUCGUGAACCAGAAGUACAACGGAGCAGAAUCCCUAAUCGGAAAUGCAGCAUGCGCCGGACUCGGAGUGAUGAUCGUGAUUCUUUCUACGGGCCACAUCUCUGGCGCUCACCUCAACCCUUCUCUCACCAUUGCCUUCGCGUGCCUGCGUCACUUCCCAUGGACUCAAGUCCCUGCCUACAUAGCCGCCCAGGUCUCGGCGUCCAUCUGUGCUUGUUUUGCUCUCAAGGGUGUCUACCAUCCGUACAUGUCUGGCGGAGUCACGGUGCCUUCUGUGAGCGACGGCCAGGCUUUUGCUCUUGAGUUCAUCAUCACCUUCAAUCUCCUGUUCGUUGUCACUGCUGUUGCCACUGAUACUCGUGCGGUGGGAGAGUUGGCUGGUUUAGCUGUUGGGGCGACUGUGAUGCUAAACAUUCUCAUAGCUGGGCCAUCAAGCGGCGGUUCGAUGAACCCUGUGCGAACUUUAGGCCCUGCCGUGGCCGCCGGAAACUAUAGGGCAUUGUGGAUAUACCUGGUAGCCCCCACACUCGGUGCACUGGCCGGAGCCGGAACCUACACUGCCGUGAAGCUUCAGGGCGAUGAAAUAGGAGCUCCGGCUCGUGAGGUCAGAAGCUUUCGCCGCUAACUAAUCAGGGCGAACACCAGAAACCUUGUGUAUAGAUAUACAACAUCGUACAUUAACUCUCUUGGCAUUCCGGCCGUCGCGUGCCCCCCAAGUUCAUCCGACGAGCCUCGAGUUUCAUAAGAUGAUAUGCAACGAUGGUAUGCGAGAAUUUCUGGUUCCAUAAUAAUGAUCAUAGUGUGGUGUGUAUGCUAGACGAUUUUAUGUUGUGAUGUGAGAGAUUUGAACUAUAGACUUUACAAUAAGGGCAGGGGGCAAUGCAAUAGAAGGAUGUGACGCAAAGUAGUCUAUGCUUUGGGCCCUUUGAUUCUCAUUGCUGUAACUCUGUAAAGCUAUAUGUAUUUAUAUAUGUGCUUGUGCUCAAUCAGUGUUGGUGUGCUUGUAGCCUAUCUAUGUCCAUCAUCUCAGAAAAGGUCCUUUGUCGACGAUGGAACGUCUUCUUUGAAAAUUUGGAUGGUAAGUGUUUGUCCGGGGACCCCGUGAGUAGACUUUGGAUUUUGGCUUUGUUGUAUUGAUAAUGCUUUCAUUAAUAAACUGCAGAAUGAUUUGAUGCA